This is a messenger RNA of Epinephelus lanceolatus (giant grouper), 5295 nucleotides long. Its product is annotated as polypeptide N-acetylgalactosaminyltransferase 10-like. Gene Ontology annotation, molecular function: polypeptide N-acetylgalactosaminyltransferase activity. Gene Ontology annotation, cellular component: Golgi apparatus. Gene Ontology annotation, biological process: protein O-linked glycosylation. Lineage: Eukaryota; Metazoa; Chordata; Actinopteri; Perciformes; Serranidae. The record is from RefSeq and is a predicted model, not a curated record.
UCCCCCAGUCAGAGUGAAAGUUGUCUCCGCUUGGAAAAGCGGGGGUACGGGGCUCGCUAGUUUCCACCGCCGCUGCUUCACACGCUUUCUCCCGGAGAGAUGAGGCGGAAGGAGAAGAGGCUGCUGCAGUUCGCCGGGCUGCUCAUAGCGGCUCUUCUUUUCCUCCCCAACGUCGGGCUGUGGUCUUUGUACAGGGACCGAGUCUUCGACAACUCGCCCGACACAGUGGACGGACCAGGCGGCAUCCCCCAGAUACAGGGGGUCAACCGGUUGGGGAAGGACGCUCAGGUGGGGCGCGACGGCGUGCGGAGGAAAGACUGGCACAACUAUGACGCAAUCAAAAGAGAUGCCUCUCGAUCUGGUAACGGUGAACAGGGGAAAGCGUUCCCCCUGACAGAUGCUGACCGUGUCGACCAGGCCUACAGAGAAAACGGCUUCAACAUUUAUGUCAGUGACCGGAUCUCCCUCAAUCGCUCCGUCCCGGACAUCCGCCAUCCAAACUGCAAACAGAAGCUGUAUUCAGAGAAGCUGCCCAACACCAGCAUCAUCAUCCCGUUCCAUAACGAGGGCUGGUCAUCGCUGCUGAGGACGGUCCACAGCGUGCUCAACCGCUCUCCUCCACAGCUCAUAGCAGAGGUCAUCCUGGUAGACGACUUCAGCGACAAAGAGCACCUAAAGGUGGCGCUGGAGGAGUACAUGAUGCGGUUGCCGAAGGUUCGCAUCCUGAGGACCAAGAGGAGGGAGGGGCUGAUCAGGACUCGUCUGCUUGGAGCCGAUGCUGCUAAAGGAGAAGUCAUCACCUUCCUGGACUCCCACUGCGAGGCCAACGUCAACUGGCUGCCCCCACUGCUGGACCGCAUCGCGCAGAACAGGAAAACCAUCGUGUGUCCGAUGAUCGACGUCAUCGACCACGAUAACUUCGGCUACGAGACACAAGCAGGGGACGCCAUGCGAGGGGCGUUUGACUGGGAAAUGUACUACAAACGGAUACCCAUCCCCUCAGAGCUCCAGAAGGAUGACCCCAGUGAACCCUUUGAGUCACCAGUUAUGGCCGGUGGGCUGUUUGCUGUGGACAGGAAGUGGUUCUGGGAGCUGGGAGGAUAUGACACGGGUCUGGAGAUCUGGGGAGGAGAACAGUACGAGAUCUCCUUUAAGGUGUGGAUGUGUGGUGGUCGAAUGGAGGACAUCCCUUGCUCCAGGGUAGGACACAUCUACAGGAAGUACGUCCCCUACAAAGUUCCUGGUGGGGUCAGCCUGGCCAGGAACCUGAAGCGCGUGGCAGAGGUGUGGAUGGACGAGUACGCCGAAUACAUCUACCAGCGUCGGCCUGAGUACCGCCACCUGUCAGCAGGCGACAUGACGGUGCAGAAGGAGCUGAGGAACCGCCUCAACUGCAGGAACUUCAAGUGGUUCAUGAACAAGGUGGCCUGGGAUCUGCCCAAGCACUACCCACCAGUGGAGCCUCCUGCUGCUGCGUGGGGAGAGAUCCGGAACGUGGGCAGCGGCAUGUGUAUGGAGAGUAAACAUUUUGUAUCAGGGAGUCCCAUCCGACUGGAGACCUGUGUGAAGGGGCGGGGCGAGGUGAGCUGGAGCCAUGGACAGGUGUUCACAUUCGGCUGGAGGGAGGACAUCCGGGUGGGUGACCCCAUGCACACAAAAAAAGUCUGUUUCGACGCCAUCUCCCACAACAGCCCCGUCACCCUGUACGACUGUCACGGCAUGAAAGGCAACCAGCUGUGGCGCUACAGAAAGGAUAAAAGUCUGUAUCACACCGUCAGUAACAGCUGUAUCGACAGCAACCCGAGCGAGCGGCGAGUCUUCAUGAACACAUGUAACCCCUCCUCCCCCAGCCAGCAGUGGCUGUUUGAGAAAACCAACGCCACCGUGCUGGAACACUUCAACCGGGGCGCUCACUGAGGCCCUGCAGCAUCCACUCCUGACGCGCUCAGAUGUGGAUCUGCUGCUGCUGCUGCUGCUGCUGCUGCUCUGAAAUGGGGUUUUACAUUUACUCUGGCUCCCCGUUUACCUGGCACCAAGGUGACAGCUGUUUCUCUUUAGGGUGCUCAGACAGAGGCAGGAUGGGACACCGUGGGGGAAGUUGGUUAAACACAUCGGCGAGACGAAAGACUUGAGUUGAGCUCUGAUUGAUGGGUUUGUGUUUAAAAGUGAUUUUGUGUGUGAGAUGUAUUUGUUCUGUCAUGGCGCCACUCUGGCAGUGGGUCUGUCUCACUUCCUGGUUUUGCUGUUGAUUGGUUAUGUGACAUUCCUCUCUUUUCUCAUUCCUUUUGUCUAUUUAAAUUGUUCUCUGCCUUUUUUGCCUUUCUUUCCCCUUACCUGUUCCCUCACAGUUUUUUUCUCUACUUCCCCUCUCUGUCUAUGUACCUUUAUCCUCUGUCUCCAUCUCUUUCCCCCUUCUGUCUCUCCUGAUCCGCCUCUGCCUGCACGUCCGUCUCUAUCUGCCUGCAUGACUGCACCUUUGCCCACCUUCUCCAUACUCGCUCUCAAAUCCCCUUAUGUCUCUCCAGCUCUGACAACCUCCCUGGGGGGGGGGCUCCUGCUGAGCCAAAGUCAUCCUGACGCCUGGGUGAAGCCAGGCAGAACCACUCUGAAAAUCACCUGGUGAAUUGAUUCUCCUUUACAACCCUCAUCCACCCUCUGUUCCCUCCCUCAUCCACCCUCGUGUCCCCUGCCCCCAUCGGCUUGUAUUUUCUCCUGGUCCGCUCUCCUCUUCUCUGUGGCCAAUGUGGGCAGAGCUGCUUUGAAGGUAGAAAGUGGAGGUGGACAAAGAAAGCGUGAGAGAAAGAGACGACGACCUUUCUAAUGCCCCUCGCUCCUUUUUCUUCUUUUCUGUACUGUCUUCGUUGGAUUUAUCGAUGAGUCGUCUGCAGGUUUGUCACUGUGCCACGUUCUUCUUUUAUUCCUCAGAGGCGAGUGCUAUCCAACGCCAGGGUUAGUGCGGGCCAGCUCUUGCUGGCCAAGGGCUUGUUUGUUGUUUGUGGUGGUGAUGGUGGGGGUGGGAGCUGCUGUCACCCCUCUUAGAGUCUCCCCCUGCUGUCUGUGCGCCCUUUGCUGCUCCCCACCCGACUCCGCCGAUCAGUCGCUGAAACGACCCCGUCACAGACGGCUGAGCGCGGGGUCACGUCGCGGCACAAAGCAGCAGGCAGGACUGUAAACGGACGCCUGCCUGGCUGGAUGACUAGCUAUGUGACUGGCAGGCCCGCUGAUUCACAGCAGGGCCGCCCGAUUGGCCGGCUGCCGAGCUGACACAUCACUUUAGCGUACAGUGUGAGCAGGAGAGACGAAUGGGAGAAUUACUGUGGAUAGGCUCGCUGAGGUAGCUCUGGGAUUGAGAUGAAUGUGGGUUUAAAAUGCAUAAAGCACUUGUGUAAUGAUAAACUUGAAUGAAAUCUUCGUGCCUUGUUGGAAGAGGACUAGAUGUAGGUGUGUGUAUUUUCAGAAUGUGUGUGUGUCUGUGGUCUAAAAUGUCUACAUCAGCAGAGAGGACAAUUCAUCUUUACAUCAAAAGAGAAUCUCAUUUGAAUUGAAGAUGAAUUGCCUUUGACUCUGGUGCAGGACAUUGAAGGCACCACUGGCUUCGUGACUCCUAUGGCUUUCUAAACACACAUGUAACUGCUGGCUGUGAAUAGAGCUAAAGAGACUUUUUUCCACCAUAUUUUACUCCUGCCUUGAAAAGUUAACUCUAGCCCUAAGAAGACCUCCGUUCUAUUUUAACGACAUGAUGCUGUUGUGCUGUUUCUCCCACCUGUUCGAUCCAAAGUACAUUUAUGGGAAAGGGAACUGUUGUUUGCCACCUUUUUAAACCCUUUUGAUUUUCUUUCUGUUUUUAAUGAAACGUUCUUUGAUUUGAUCCUGUGGUUGAAACGAUGAUGAUUUAGAUUACUGCUCAACGUGAUGUUCUGGUCUGUCGCCUGCACCCAGUCUCUAAUCCGAUUUUGUGAAGCAGAGCAAUGUACAGUACAGUUUGUGCCAUUUUAAUCCCUAAAUUCCAUGUUUCAUGCUCUGUUAGAUUUUAGCUGUAGACCAAAACACAAAGUCAUACUUUCAAAAUACCUCAGUCAGGAUACUUUUAAGUCAUAGAUUAGGCUAGCUUGCACAUAUUAGUUUGCUAAAUUUACAUUUGUCUGUGCAAGUCAGAUUGUGUGGUACACAAAUAUGUAAAAGCAAGAAAGAUAAACCGCCAAUUAAAUCUGAACUGAAUGUGCAGAUUUUAUAAUUAUCAAAUCAUAUGUCCAUCUGUUGACAGUUUUUCAGUCAAGACACUUUGGCAAUACAUUUUGCAGAGCUGGAAAAUAUAGAGGUAGCUUUGCUGAUAUUUUGAUUUUCAUUACUUGCACUAAUAAUAAGAAAAAGUCCUCCAAAUAGACACUUGACUCAACUUCCAAAUCCUGCAUUUUAUAAAUUAAGAAAUAUAUUACUGGUACUUAAACACGGCACAACACUAAAGAAGUUGAACAGGGACUCCCCCAAAACAGGGUUUCACCUAGAUGGGACAUAGCAGUGCACUCUUUGUCAGGCUCCGUGAUUGUGCUGUCUCAGCCCAUUCUCUGAAUACACAUUCAUACUUUAUAUCAUAACCUGCAUGUAUGAAUGCAGAACAAGAAUCCUGAAUUAAACUGGUUCGAUGAGAAUAAGAAGUAUGGGCUAGUUUAAUUUCUAAAGCUUGGACAGUUAGGCACAUUAAACUGAAUACAGACAAUGAGUUUGUUAGAUGUUUGAUAAGUAUGAAGGCAUAAAGAAUAUACUGUUCAUGUUUUACUAUAAUUUGUAUGGUCUUGCACAUUACACACAUUAUUGAUGUAGGAAACGACAUUGAUAUCACCACACAGACUCCCCAACUGUAGGGAAGUUUUGUCGUGGUUGCAGCCAUGCCAGCAGUAAAUUACAAGAAGCAAAUAUCUAAGAGAAUCUUUAUAAAUUGAUCAUCACAAAAAAUCUUGGGCUUACGGCAAAGAUUGGAUUAAUAAAGAGUUUUUAGGGGGGUUUUUUGGUUUGGUUUUUUGUUGUUGUUUUUUUUUCAGUUUUGCUAGCUUUUCUGAUGAGUAACAAGACAACCCAAUGUGAGCCGACAAGAACACACAUCAGGCACGCUACACUCUAGGACGCAGGAUGCAUGGCACUGCCCCCAGGUGAAACCCUUUGUUUUUAGUGAGUCCCAAGUUGAACAGACAGUGUUUGAAUUAUUUAUCAUGAUGAAGAUGAUACCUUCUACAGAAGCGUAUUGCAUUCACUUGACCAAUAAAAAAAAAAUCUAUUUUAUUUUGUAAUUUUUUCUGU